Rhagoletis zephyria (snowberry fruit fly) is the source of this 537-nucleotide messenger RNA. Its product is annotated as 60S ribosomal protein L18a-like. Gene Ontology annotation, biological process: translation. Gene Ontology annotation, cellular component: ribosome. Lineage: Eukaryota; Metazoa; Arthropoda; Insecta; Diptera; Tephritidae. Gene Ontology annotation, molecular function: structural constituent of ribosome. The record is from RefSeq and is a predicted model, not a curated record.
AUGAAGGCCUCUGGAGUGCUUCGUCAGUACCGCAUCGUCGGGCGGCACCUGCCGACGGCGGCCAUCACCAACCCGCCCCUCUACCGCAUGACCAUCUUCGCGCCGGACCACGUGAUCGCCAAGUCGCGCUACUGGUACUUCCUCUCGAAGCUGAAGAAGGUGAAGAAGGCCAACGGCGAGAUCGUCGAGAUCAAGGAGAUCCAGGAGUCGGACGCCGCCGCCAAGGUGAAGAACUACGGCGUCUGGCUGCGCUACAACUCGCGCACCGGCAGCCACAACAUGUACCGCGAGUACCGGGACAUCUCCACCAACAACGCCAUCACCUCGUGCUACCGAGACAUGGGCGCCCGUCACCGAGCCCGCGCCGACUCGAUUCAGAUCAUCCGCGUGGAGGAGAUCGAGUCGAGCAAGUGCCGCCGACCGCACAUCAAGCAGUUCCACGACUCGAAGAUCAAGUUCCCGCUGCCCGUGCGCACGCAGAAGAACUUCCACGCCAACCGCUUCACCACGCGCGUUCCUCGAGCUCGUCUGCUGUAA